Messenger RNA from Nematostella vectensis (starlet sea anemone), 6424 nucleotides. Its product is annotated as potassium voltage-gated channel subfamily A member 7. The coding region runs from base 2761 to 4176 and encodes 471 amino acids. Lineage: Eukaryota; Metazoa; Cnidaria; Anthozoa; Actiniaria; Edwardsiidae. Gene Ontology annotation, molecular function: nucleic acid binding; protein binding; delayed rectifier potassium channel activity. The transcript has 2 exons. Gene Ontology annotation, cellular component: membrane; nucleolus; voltage-gated potassium channel complex. Gene Ontology annotation, biological process: regulation of ribosome biogenesis; potassium ion transmembrane transport; protein homooligomerization. The record is from RefSeq and is a predicted model, not a curated record.
AAUUCUAAGUAAUAAAUAACCGCUUUUGUCGCAAAAAGCAACGCCUUUUUCGCUACUCGCUAUCUAUGGCUCAAUAGAUAGUGAGUACGGGAGCCUAUCAGAUUGCGAGAUUCGUGAUAGUAUGUGAGUGGAUUUAUACUAAAAAUAAAUAUAUAGAGAGAAGUCGAGUGAUAAGGAAUGUUGUGAGGGCUUGUCUUGGCGUCGUUUACAGCUCAUUGAUUGGUCAAGUGCAACCGAACCGUCAAAACUGUCAAUUUUUUCCGAUGUGGAAAAAAAUCUGAUUGUCAACCAGCAUCUUGAAAGGACGACAAGAAAACCCUCAAAACUUGUACUUCCUGCCUAGAACGAGUUUAGUAAAAACUACAUAGAUGCGACAGUUAAACCUUUAGCCCUGGUACACCUAAUUAAAAUGUCCAGUAGUUGUGAGAAUAUACUUAAUGAUCAAAUGUUGCCGAUCAGCUGUCAUUUAAUAAAGCACGGUGAUUGGCUGUAUUCUUCGGUUCCAUUAGAUGAUUCAAAGGCGUGUUUUGGAGUCAUGUUGUCAAUCAUUUAUUGCACUUCUUGUGGCUACUCUCUAACAGCCAAUCAGAAUGGAGAUUUCCAAUGACAGGUUAAUUAAAGCCGACGCUACUGAAAAUGGAAGAACUCCAAAAUACCGUCAGCUCAAGGGCGUGGAAAUAUCUUAGGCUUAAGCUUUUUUUAAUAAUAUCACACUUCGUAUGUUAGCUUGCUUAAAAUUUCCUCUUUUCUGAUACUUUUGGGACGUUUCCGUCUUCAAUGUUUGUUCGCGAUUAAAAAUUCAAAAUGAAUUAUUAGUCAAAAAUUCCUGCUGAGUUGUCCCUUAUUAUUUUACUUCUGACAAUAAGAAUAAUAUAACAGAUGAAUGGGAAAAGGUAUUCCACACCUGCCUUAUAAAACCGAAUUGAAAAAACAACUUAUGUCUCGAAACCUAGAAUCCAAAUGUGGUUGGUAAAUUUAUUAUAUUUUUUCACGCACCCGAAACCUUAAAAGACCUACAGAGUUUUCCUUAACCGAGAGUUUAAACACUUUGACUGGGCGGUUAAGCGCUACUAUCAGCUCUGUACCUUUAUAAAAAAGCAAAUCCGUCGUCUACAAAUAAAUUGCUAUCGUAAUUCUCACGCAGUAAAUUGAAUAGUUUAACUUCUCCCACGAUUUCUCAAGACCUUAUAGAAAUGUUUUUUCGCGUCUCAACCUAUAAAUUCAAAUGUUUUGCUUUUAUAAUUAGAGACCAAGCUAAACAGAAAUACGCUAGCUUCACAAUACGAGCCCGACAAUGCGUUAAUUUUUAAACAACUAGAAGUAGAGUGUGAGAGAAAUUAGUUUGUCGCUGCUGCUAGGUACUCAUUCAAAAGUCUAAAGUCAAAGAUAUAACUUUGGAUAGAACAACGCUAAUUCGUCUCGCUUUAAGCCGACAAGGAAAUCAAGUCUCCUGACUUAUAAUACCGAUAGCCUUUAUAUUUUUCCAUUGUUAAUUGAUAAUUCAUCUUUGAAAGCAAGUGUGAAAAUCAGGGAAGUUUAGGUUAAUAUCAAGAUUAGCAUGGUACAUGUAUUCUAAGGAGAUCGGCUUUCGGUUCUUAAAGGGAAAAUUUAACUUUCCUUUGUUAGAGUUGCCUUAGUUUUGUAUCGUAAACUUGACAUUCCUAGACAUUCCCCAAAAUAACAUUGCAAUGAGCUGUCUUUCUAAUGAGAAGCACCCGAUAAUAAAUUCACCCUAGAAAAAUCUAUUAGUUCGAUCUGAAUAAUUUCUCAUCCACUUUUUACAGUUCUUUUGUUAUUGUUUUCCGAAAAUUAAGAGUUCUCGCAUAUCAGGGAACAGUAGAGGAAUCAUCGGGGUUGCGUGAGGCGAUAGAGAGUUGAAGUCGGUGAACGCUAUGUUUUUCGUUGUCAUUUAGUUCGGGAGAUAUGGGAAGGUAUGGGUCAAAAGAAGAGAGAGUUCGAGGCAGGUGCUAUUGUGGUUCACGACCCAUAGCAACUGCGUAUUACCAGAUGGUAGUAUUAUACGUAAUAACUCCCCAAACCCUUAGAAUGCUACUCAAGUUAUUUUGCCCCAAUAUUUAUAUUUCAUGAUUUCGGGGUUUUAGGGUCUUUGUACGGAAUAAGGCAAAGACUGCCGAGCAUUGCUUUUAUCUCUUGCGAUAAAACAUUGUACAGUUAAGGGCUUCACAAAUAUGCGCCUCGGCUAUUUGCAUUCCCAGUGGGAACCUGAGGACAAUCCUGUGCUACGGUGGCACUGGGUCCACUUGGGAACUUUUGUGUUGCCAUCUCCUCUUCUCCGUCGAGCUUCUCUUCGAAGCUGGAGCCUUAGAGCAGGACUGGUUGUCGGAGCCGUGCUUAAGAAUUCGGGGGUGUUAAGCGGCUGAAGCAAAAACUUUGUGAUAAGACCACCGUACACGAUUCUCCGCAACACUAGGAAUCAAUUAUGAUUCUAGACGAACUCAUGCAAAAUUGAUGCCAAUAUACAGCGGUCGAAGAGGGACACCGUGCAUAAAUUGACGUAAACAAGUGUCAAACUCCGCAUUUGUUCAAUUAGGACUUCGAGUCAAGAUCUACGCUUGUUGGCUGGGCUCUUCAGUCCAAGCUAGCGUAUCACUUUUCGGCUAAUAUUACCAACGAAAAACAUUCCGCUCGUUGGCUGGUUCAGUGCAGAGUGCGCAAGCGCAAGUGUGACUUGCGGCUUUGGUGGGAGUACCGGUACAUUCAAGAUUAAUCCUCAGAUUUGGGGAGAGUUGCGUUUCUUUAAUGUUGACAACAGCUACCACUAGUGCGAGUGGUGGUCCACAUGACUUACGCGGGACGAGCAGCAUACGAUACAAGCAAAUCAUUGAAUCCAUGGAUGGAAUAGGCCAGACGGCAUCAGUAGAUACAAUGGAUGAACCCAUAGUCAUCAACGUAUCCGGCAAAAGAUUUGAGACCUAUGAGGAGACAUUGGCACGAUUUCCGGAUACCCUCCUUGGUUGCCCGGCUAGGCGAGCCAAGUUUCUAAACAACAAAAAGGGAGAAUACUUCUUCGAUAGGCACCGGUCUGCCUUUGACGCUAUAUUAUACUAUUAUCAAGCUGGAGGAUCGUUAAUACGGCCAGAACAUGUUCCACCGCAUGUUUUCAUAAAUGAAGUUAUUUUUUACGACCUUCCCGAGGAAGCGUUGCAGAGCGUACAACUCGACGCGGGUAUCGCGGACGAGCCGGAGGAAAAAGUUUUACCUAAGAAUCAAUACUUGCGCUACGUUUGGGAGACCCUAGAGUACCCGGAGUAUUCCAAACUCGCUAAAUUCUUGGCUAUUUUCUCCGUAGUUGUAAUCGUUUUAUCGUUGAUAAUUUUCUGCGUGGAAACGCUUCCAGAGUUCAUGCCGCAAGAGGUUACAAAACCGAAGAAUGCUACAGCGGACUGGAAGCCUCCCAAAGACCCGUACGAGGAAACGUGGUUUCAGCUUAACACAUUUGUAAUAGUAUGGUUUACAGCGGAGUAUAUUCUACGACUUAUAUGUUCGCCAGAGAAGUUGAAGUUCCUUCUCGCGGCGCUGAAUAUUAUCGACUUGCUGUCAAUUCUUCCUUAUUACGUGCAGCUCGCUCUCGACUCUGGUAGUUCGUCCAUCUCUGUGCUUCGUGUUGUUCGUGUGGUGCGUGUUUUCCGAGUAUUCAAGCUUUCGCGGCACUCGCGGGGCCUGCAGAUUCUCGGCAAUACUCUGCGCGCGAGCAUGAACGAGCUCAUGAUGCUCAUGUUUUUCUUGUUCAUCGGAGUGAUGAUUUUCGCUAGCUGUGUGUACUACGCUGAGGGAGGCAUAGAUAGCCCAUUCCGGUCUAUCCCGCACUCCUUCUGGUGGGCUGUUGUCACUAUGACUACGGUCGGAUAUGGGGAUAUUUCUCCCGAAUCUUUUUGGGGGAAAAUUGUCGGUGCGUUAUGUGCCAUCUCUGGCGUAUUGACGAUCGCGUUGCCGGUGCCUGUCAUCGUGUCUAACUUCGAAAACUUCUACAACAAGGAGAUCAACAGACGCAAAGAGGAACAACUGCGGAAAGAGGAAGAGGCGCGCCGACAACAGGAAAAAGAAAGACGAGAAGCCAAGGAGAACGAGUUGUCCCCGAAGCCACGAGGAAUUCUGGUCUGUGGAGUCAAUGGAUGUGACGAACCCGCCACGCCCGUGGCACACACUACUGUUUGAAACAAGCCAAUCACAGCAUUAAGAACACGUGCGAUCGUAUCGUAGGCUGUGAAUAGCUCGCCAAUAUUUGAAAUUCAAGUUUUCGCUCUGAAAACUGGGAGCUCACUUUUUUAUUGCGGGAGAGAAGAUGGCGCGCGCAUGACACCCAUCUGGGUAAGCGGACCUGGAGGCUGCAUAUUAGGGGAGAGAGAUAAGCAGUUAUCUCCGUUCUGGCGCUCACAGGAGUGAGUCCAUGUCAUUUUCUUGAACGAGAUAUUUCUAUCUCUAACACGGCAUGGAUAAAGGGGAAAUUAUGCAUCCCGGCAUGCGUCCUUAGAUAAGAGUUCGUCUUUGUCCUGGCGUGUGGUUUGGAAUGGAUGCAAGGGUCCUUUUGACAAUAUUUUUUAUUACGAUUUUCACGCGAUGGCCUUCGGGCGUCGUAUUUAUUAGGCACUGCAAAAUUGCCAGGUACUCAACAACGAGAAUAAUUUUAUAGCAGUAUUUUAAAAUUUCCUGAAUGCGUGAAAUAGACGAACGGACUCUUGAACUCGUGUGCAAAUGCAUGUGCAAACAUGAAAUCGUGGACACGUGAUCAUACAUGUGCAAACGUGCGUGUUUUGCAGAAUGAUGCGUACAGUAAGAAUAUUAAAGUAGAAGGGACCUGGGUGCAAACAAGCUUGACGAGGAGCUCGAAGUACAGACCAGUUGCAGAUUUGCGACCAUACUUCCCCCGAAAACCCAAAAAAACUGCCAGAGGUCAUCUAUUAACACUCUAUGAUCCAUAGUCCGCAUCGUAUAUGUAGGCUUAAGGCUCAAUAGUAAGAUAUAAGUACAGGAGUACGACUGCGUAGGAAUCACUAAGUGCUGAACGAUAUAGCGGUCAGUUACAGACACCGGACGCCACAAGUCUGUCGUACGGCUGGGCGUAGAACAAUGUAUAAACGAACCAAGAAAAAGCAUCGUCAAAAUGCAACUUUGCACUCAUUUUUUAAUAUCUAGAUCAGGUCGAGAAUCCCUUGUAUUUGACAUUUUGCUACAAAGAAUUUCACCAUUAAUAUCUUAACUUGAAUUUAGCAAGGGAACUGCCUAUUCCUCUUGUUUGCUUCUAAUUCGGAGGUGCAAAUACCUCCAGUUCUAUAACAGCAGCAAACUUGUGGAAACAGGUGUGUCCUAGCAUAAAUACACGCCUAUUGUGGUUAUCGCACCACUGUAUAAUACGGAGCAAGAUCUGGGUAGUCGUCUCCGACAUAAGCACCGUUUAGCUUGACCUCGAAGAUCCAGUGCUUUCUUUCUAGGCUGCGCAAAUAUCACGCCCGAAAGAGCUCUAGGGACCUGUAGAGAGCGACCGCAAAGACCGCUGGGUCUCCGAGCAUGCGCUAAGCUAAGCAUGAGCAGUAAGCUCUUAGAAACCCAAAAGAAGGGGAUCGUUUUUUAUUGCAAAAAAAUUCAAGUAUCAGUACUACAUGCUUGGAAAUUUUCAGAGCAUGAGUACUUGCUUUUGACAGUCACUUAGACGACAGGUUCGUCUGAAGGCGUGUCAGCGGCUUUUUCUUAUAAAACCUGCUCUUUAAAGAGAUUUUCACAUGCGUCAAGAUAGCAGUUGUCUUUUCUGCACAAACAUCGAUGAUCUUUAAUAUUUUACUACAUUUUUUAGAAUUUUAAACAAUUAGAAAGGGGGCUUUGAAUUGGUAGGGAAAUAUUCAUUGAAAGUGCACCACGUACGUGCAUUCCGUCUUUUUCAAUCUUUCUUCUUAUAUACACUACUAACAACCAAUGGAACUGAAGGAUUAAUACAACAAAUAAUAAUUGCUGACGCCGAGAAAAAAACACUUGUUUCUUUUACAGUUGUGAUAUCGGUGUGAGUAAUUGAGUAGUAUCAAUCCUGUCAGAUCUGCCGGGUAAUUAUUAUUCUUAAUAUCCUUUAUUCUCACUCUUUUUUUUUUAAUUGCUAACAUGAAAUCCCACAUAAUAAUUAUAAAAAAAUAACUUUAAUCAACCUUCACUUUAAUAAAAACUGACUAACCAUGUAAUGCUUUUUUUAAAAUUAACUUAUUCAUUUUAUCAAUUUGUGGAUUAUUUGUAUUUCCCCAAAUGUACCCCCUUUCGUUAUUUUUUUUUAUUUAGAAUAAGCCAGUAAAAUGCAAACAUGAUACUGGUAUGUUUUAUACCGAGCUUCGAUACUUUUCCAACUUAUGACUUAGCGUCAUUUUAUUCAGUACUCUGCUCGGGGGAUGAACAACUUGCCACAAUAAAAUUAAUGAAAAAGUCA